CCUGCCGAGGUAUAAAGCGCAGCCCUGGAGCCUCCCUCCUCUACCAGGCUCUGGUGGCAGCGAGCACAGCGAAGCGGCCAUGGACAGCAGCACCGUCUCUGCAUCGCUCAGCACCGGCCCCGUCCCAACACCCGAUGGCUCGGUGGUCGUCAACAAUCCAGCCGACAUCUCGGUCAUUGUCAUCUACUUCUUGUUGGUCCUGGCUGUGGGCAUCUGGGCGAUGGUGCAGAGUAAUCGAGGCACAGUUGGAGGCUUCUUCCUUGCGGGCAGGAGCAUGAGUUGGUGGCCGAUUGGGGCCUCUCUGUUUGCCAGCAACAUUGGCAGUGGGCACUUCGUGGGCCUGGCUGGGAACGGUGCCGCGGGAGGACUAGCCACCGGCGGCUUUGAAUGGAACGCAUUGGUCAUUGUCAUUGUCCUGGGAUGGCUAUUUGUGCCCAUCUACAUCAGAGCUGGUGUUGUGACAAUGCCGGAAUACCUGAAGAAACGAUUCGGAGGCAACCGGAUCAGGAUUUACCUGUCCGUCCUCUCCCUCUUCCUCUACAUAUUUACCAAGAUAUCGGCUGACAUGUUUUCAGGAGCCAUAUUUAUCCGCGAGGCACUGGGGUUGAAUAUAUAUGUCGCUGUGGUGAUACUGCUGUCCAUCACUGCCCUCUACACUGUGACAGGUGGCUUGGCGGCCGUGAUCUACACUGAUACGUUGCAGACCAUCAUCAUGGUCGUGGGCUCCUUCAUCCUCAUGGGAUAUGCCUUCAAUGCAGUUGGGGGCUACGAGGCCAUGAGGGAGAAGUACAUGAACGCCAUCACCACCCAGACCUUCGACCCCGUCCUGAACAUCAGCGCCAACUGUUACACCCCCCGGUCCGACUCCUUCCACUUGUUCCGGAAUCCCCUCACAGCGGAUUUACCCUGGCCUGGCCUGAUCUUUGGACUAAGCAUCUUGGCAAUCUGGUACUGGUGCACGGACCAGGUAAUCGUUCAACGCUGUCUCUCUGCAAAAAACAUGAGCCAUGUCAAGGCUGGCUGUGUCCUCUGUGGCUACCUCAAACUCCUGCCCAUGUACCUCAUGGUCUUCCCUGGAAUGAUCAGUCGGAUCCUAUACACAGAUACCAUAGCGUGUGUGGUCCCCAGCCUUUGCAAGCAGUACUGUGACACGGAGGUUGGAUGCAGCAACAUUGCCUACCCCACGCUGGUGGUGAGGCUGAUGCCAGCCGGCCUGCGUGGUUUGAUGCUGUCCGUGAUGCUGGCGUCCCUGAUGAGCUCGCUGACGUCCAUCUUUAACAGCGCCAGCACUCUCUUCACCAUGGACAUCUGGACCAAGAUCAGGCCCAAGGCCACGGAGAAAGAACUGAUGUUAGCAGGGAGGGUCUUCACCUUGGUCCUGAUUGCCAUCAGCAUAGCCUGGAUCCCCAUCGUCCAGACGGCGCAGAGUGGGAAGCUCUUUGACUAUAUCCAGUCCGUCACCAGCUACCUGGGGCCCCCUAUAGCCUCGGUUUUCUUGUUGGGCAUCUUUGUCAAGCGCACCAAUGAAAAAGGAGCAUUUUGGGGGCUGAUCUUUGGCCUGGCUAUGGGUUUAUCUCGGAUGAUCCCUGAGUUUGUCUUCGGCACAGGCAGCUGUGUGAGACCCAGCAACUGCCCGCUCAUCAUCUGUGGCAUCCACUACCUCUACUUCGCCAUCAUCCUCUUUGUUGCCACCUGCCUGUUGGUGCUCAUCAUUUCCUUGCUGACCAAGCCAAUCGAGGAUAAGCACCUCCACCGACUGUGUUGGACACUGCGCAACAGCACAGAAGAACGUGAAGACUUGGGCUUUGACGACUGGAAGAACGAAGAUACUGACAGCAAAACGGAUGUUGAUGAAGAUGAGCGCCAGGACUUACCGUGCUGGAAGAAAGGCUACAACUGGUUCUGUGGGUUCGGCCAGAAGGCCCAGAAGCUGAGCAAAGAAGAGGAGGAAAUUCUACAGAAGAAGCUGACCGACAUCUCAGAGGUGCCCCUCUGGAGGAAUGUGGUCAACAUUAAUGCCAUCAUCUUACUGUCUGUCUGUGUCUUUUUCUGGGCAUUUUAUGCAUAAACAGCAGAGGUUUUAACUCCUGGAGACAAGACGUUGCUUGUGCCCUCCCCUCUGAUGGAUGCACCGCAGACCGAUUCAAACACAACGCUCUACUUUGCUGCUUAAAAUACCAUCCCUUUGUUUCAAGGUCCCUGUAAUUUCCUUUUUCUUCCUCAAAAAUUGAAAUCAAACUGCUGGCAUUCCAAAAACUAAUCAUAGAUGAAGCCUCCUCCUCUGAGAACCAACGUACACCCACUACACUCAACUGCAGUUCGGAGGUCAUCACACAAAGUCAGUGCAAUCAUUGGGGUCCCAGCGUCCAGUCCCUGCAACUGAGACCCUCAAGAGAUAUUUUUUCAAUUAGAAUAAUUUAUUAUUUUUUU
Messenger RNA from Leucoraja erinaceus (little skate), 2430 nucleotides. RefSeq names its product solute carrier family 5 member 1 (gene slc5a1). Lineage: Eukaryota; Metazoa; Chordata; Chondrichthyes; Rajiformes; Rajidae. The record is from RefSeq and is a predicted model, not a curated record. Gene Ontology annotation, cellular component: plasma membrane. Gene Ontology annotation, molecular function: D-glucose:sodium symporter activity. The transcript has 15 exons. Gene Ontology annotation, biological process: sodium ion transport; transmembrane transport. The coding region runs from base 80 to 2068 and encodes 662 amino acids.